UCUAGCGGAGAACUCUUCCAGAUUCUCGUUGCGCGUGAUGGAGGCGAUGCGAUCGUUGCAGCGCGAAGAAGAUGGACUCCUGCCGACCUCCACGCCGGACGAUAUCGUCGGUUAUAUCGAGGCGAACUAUCGCGACGACGGUGACCUUUACGCUCAGGUGCGAACAGCGCUGAAACAGGUCUGUUCCCAAGGAUUCGUCAUGGAACUGUUGGACAACGAGUACCACUUGGUGGGUCCUGCCGCCAUCUCGAUCAAUCAAACGACGUCCCCUGAAAAUCAAGGCAAGUGCCCCUUAGUAAGUUCAACGAUAGAUCCUCAAGAACGUCGAAAACUUGAAAAUCCUGAAGGGAACAGCUGUGACUGUGAGUCGUCCACCACUGGAGAAUCUGCACCUAAAAGGAAACGUCGAAGUCCAGAAACAAGGAACGCUGUUCAGAACUAUGAAGAAGAAGAUGGCUUUCUUGAAGAUAAUCCAGAGUGCUCCUGCAGUACGACUGACGAGAACGUGGAACCAUUUGACACGUUAAGAAGUACAGGAAGGAAUGGAAGAGAUGAAGUACACGAAGAGAUGUAUGUUGGGGCAGGAGGAAAUCUUCCACUGAAUAUUUCACAGAGAAGAGGAACGAAUGAUCGAGGUAGAAAGGAAAGAACGAACGAUCCAGGGAAGAGUAAGCUAAAUGCAACGACAGUGAGAGAUAAGACGGUUGUUAUUGAUAAAGCUAGAGAAGAGAAGGAUUCUCUGACAGAUGAAACGGUAUCUGACGUUCUGCACAACGUUCUCGAGAAGUCUCGAGGUCAGACUCGAGCCAAAAUAUCUGAUCAACACAAAAAAGAUCUGGAAAGGUGGAUCCAACGUUGCCAAGAGGAAUGCAAACGACGAGGCAAACGACGAUUUAUGAAUAAAUAAAUUUUUAAUGAAUUCUCAAGCAGUUACAGGCGUGAACAUUUUGAUUUAUAUCAUCGAGUACUCUGGGAAAUUUGUAUAAGACAUUAAAAUUAAAAUAUUCUUUGUAACUGUGUUUCAUCUGGCUUUAAAUUUAAGAAAUGUAUACAUUAUAAAUAUUUGAAGUGAUAUGUGUAUAAAAAUAGUCCUGUGGUUAAAUAA
This is a messenger RNA of Hylaeus volcanicus, 1105 nucleotides long. RefSeq lists its product as uncharacterized. The coding region runs from base 38 to 907 and encodes 289 amino acids. Lineage: Eukaryota; Metazoa; Arthropoda; Insecta; Hymenoptera; Colletidae. The transcript is spliced from 3 exons. The record is from RefSeq and is a predicted model, not a curated record.